UGGAAACGACCGGCUCUAUCUUGGUUUGGUCAUACCUUGUUAUCGACAAGCGGGUUAGCAACGAGAGCUGAUGUUUGCUACGAACAUAUAAACACGGCUAGCUAGCUAGCUAAAUCACCACGCAUUACUCACUUAUAAGGAUAAUUGAUCGGCACAUCAACACAUUUUAAGUAAAGUAUGGAUUCCGUCAACGCUUUCAACUUGGAGUUAUUCGCCAUGAUUGACAUGAAGCCUCCAAUAUCACGAGCAAAGAUGAUGUCAGUCACUAAAUCAGCAAUAAAGGCUAUCAAGCUAUACAAGCAUGUCGUCCAGAUUGUGGAGAAGUUUAUCAAGAAGUGUAAGCCAGAGCUGAAGGUUCCUGGCCUAUACGUGGUGGAUUCUAUUGUCCGACAGUCACGACACCAGUUUGGAGUGGACAAGGACGUCUAUGGACCAAGGUUCCAAAAGAACUUCACCCCGACAUUCCAGAACCUCUACCUCUGUCCACACGAUGACAAGAGUAAGAUCAUCCGUGUUCUCAACCUGUGGCAGAAGAACGCUGUGUUUGAGAUGGAUGUUGUCCAGCCCCUGUUGGACAUGGCUACUGGCUCUUUGGUCCUUGCUCCCUCCCCCCAGGAGGACCUCCAGGCCCAGCCCCCAGUCUCCAUAGCAGCAGCCCAGCCCACAGUCUCCAUCGCAGCAGCCCAGCCCACAGUCUCCAUAGCAGCAGCCCAGCCCCCAGUCUCUAGUGCCUUCGUUGCAGCAGCCCAGGCCCAGCCCACAGUCUCCAGUGCCUCUAUUGCUGCAGUCCAGCUCCCUGUCUCCAUAGCAGCAGCCCAGCACCAGCCCCCUGUCUCCAUAGCAGCAGCAGCCCAGCCCCCUGUCUCCAUAGCAGCAGCCCUGCCCCACCUCCCACCACAGCUUCGGAACCCUGAGGCUCUGGCGGCUGUGGCCCAGCUCUUCCAGUCUGGACAGGGACACGAGCUUCAGAAGAUGCUUCUGAGGUUCCAGUCAGGGCAGCAGACCACCACUCUGGUUCCCAACACCAUGGCGGACGAGACUCAAACUACAGUUCCCAGCACCGUGUCUGACCAGACCCACUCGCAGAGGGUCCAAGGCCAGCAUAACACACACCGUCCACUGUUCAACACACACCACACACAUCCUGCAGAGCAGAAUAACUCGCUAGCUAAGAAACUCCUGGACCGGUUUGAUUACGACGACGAACCAGAAGAAGUGAAGAAAGAGGAAUUGGAUUCCCUUGUUCCGGGAAACGUUUACGGUGGCCAGUUUCCUGGUCAGACGCCGCCCAACAUGGAGCUGCAAUUUCAGGGUCAUAUGAUGGGCCAGCCUGGGAGGCAGCAGACACCUGGUGAAGGAUACCCUGGUCUGAACAAGGGCUACAACCAGAGCCAGCACACUGCCCAGCAGAACCAGGACCAGGGAAACCCCAGAGAGAGAGAAGAUCCGUCUGGGAGGAGGGAUGGGAGGGAGGGGAGGCAGCGCGGCCACAGCAGGAGGUCACGCUCCAGGUCUGGCUCUCGAUCUCCCAGGAGAAAGAGAUCCAGGUCCAACUCUCGCUCCCGGAAGCCCCGACACUCCUCCCAGCGCUCCGGGUCCCGUUCCAGGGAGAGUCGCUGGAACUCCCCUCGUUCCCGCUCGCAGGAGAGGAAGGAGAGAGAGAAGGACAAAGACCGUAGACAGAAAGGUCUGCCCAGCAUCAAGAGCCAGACACUCAGUGUUUGCACCACGACUCUGUGGGUGGGCCAGCUGGACAAGAAGACUUCUCGGCAGGACGUCAUGUGUUUACUAGAGGAGUUUGGGCAGAUUGACUCCAUUAAUAUGAUUCCUCCUCGGGGAUGUGCCUACAUAGUGAUGGUCCACAGGCAGGAUGCCUACAGAGCUCUACACAAACUCGGCAGAGGAUCCUUCAAGGUCAACCAGAAGGCCAUCAAGAUUGCGUGGGCCUUGAACAAGGGUAUAAAGGCGACCCAUAAGAAGUUCUGGGACGUGGAGCGGGGCGUCACCUACAUCCCCUGGAGCAAGGUGAAGAUAGAGGAGCUGGAGGGCUACAGGGAGGGAGGCAUGCUGGACGCAGACACACUCUGUCCAGAAUGGGGAGAUGAGGUGAAGGAGCUGACUAAACCAGCAGGACUGAACAACGGAGGAGGAGCGGAUGCCAUGGAAACCGAGGGAGCUGCCACCGCCCACGUACAGGUAACACCCGCUACAGGGGAGACGAUGACACACUACAGACACCAGGGUCCCAAUGAAACACACCAGGGUCCCAAUGAAACACAGCACAGACAGCAGGGUCCCAAUGAAACACACCAGGGUCCCAAUGAAACGCACCAGGGUCCCAAUGAACCGCACCAGGGUCCCAAUGAAACACACCACAGACAGCAGGGUCCCAAUGAAACGCACCACAGACAGCAGGGUCCCAAUGAAACGCACCACAGACAGCAGGGUCCCAAUGAAACGCACCACAGACAGCAGGGUCCCAAUGAAACGCACCACAGACAGCAGGGUCCCAAUGAAACGCACCACAGACAGCAGGGUCCCAAUGAAACGCACCACAGACAGCAGGGUCCCAAUGAAACGCACCACAGACAGCAGGGUCCCAAUGAAACGCACCACAGACAGCAGGGUCCCAAUGAAACGCACCACAGACAGCAGGGUCCCAAUGAAACGCACCACAGACAGCAGGGUCCCAAUGAAACUCACCACAGACAGCAGGGACCCAAUGAAACGCACCACAGACAGCAGGGACCCAAUGAAACGCACCACAGACAGCAGGGUCCCAAUGAAACGCACCACAGACAGCAGGGUCCCAAUGAAACGCACCACAGACAGCAGGGUCCCAAUGAAACGCACCACAGACAGCAGGGUCCCAAUGAAACGCACCACAGACAGCAGGGUCCCAAUGAAACGCACCACAGACAGCAGGGUCCCAAUGAAACGCACCACAGACAGCAGGGUCCCAAUGAAACGCACCACAGACAGCAGGGUCCCAAUGAAACGCACCACAGACAGCAGGGUCCCAAUGAAACGCACCACAGACAGCAGGGUCCCAAUGAAACGCACCACAGACAGCAGGGUCCCAAUGAAACGCACCACAGACAGCAGGGUCCCAAUGAAACGCACCACAGACAGCAGGGUCCCAAUGAAACGCACCACAGACAGCAGGGUCCCAAUGAAACGCACCACAGACAGCAGGGUCCCAAUGAAACGCACCACAGACAGCAGGGUCCCAAUGAAACGCACCACAGACAGCAGGGUCCCAAUGAAACGCACCACAGACAGCAGGGUCCCAAUGAAACGCACCACAGACAGCAGGGUCCCAAUGAAACGCACCACAGACAGCAGGGUCCCAAUGAAACGCACCACAGACAGCAGGGUCCCAAUGAAACACACCAUUCUGUGUGUUCUACCUCACCAUCUCGCAGACUUUUAUCCAGAGGUUUUGUGCCUUGGUUGUUUGUUUUUAUUGUUUUGUUGUUUUUAGCUGUUAUUAAAAAUUGCCGGUUUUAUGUGCCUCCAGUCCAGCCAAUAGGGUCAAUGGGUGGUCCCUCUGGAUUCCCUGGCCCUCCCCCCUCCCUCACCCCCGGGGGAACCCCUCUCUUCCUGCACGCUGGCUUCAACCCCACACAGCCUCCAGGUUUCCUUCAUCCAGUAGUGGGUGGACCAGGGAGCACCAAAGAUGACUCUGGAUCUAAAGACGAGGCUGGAGGGAGUGAUGGCCCCUCAGACACUCCAGACAUCCAGCUGGGAGCUCCAGGCCCAGGCGGACCAGGGGCCUUGAUAAGUCCUCCAGGCCCAGCAGUGUUACUGGGUACCAGGCCGGCCAUGCUGCCCAUGCAGCCUCGUCCGGGACUACCACCCCCUCACCUCCAGCCCCACUUCCCCCCUCACCUCCCUCCCCCCAACAUGCCUCCAAUGAUGAUGGGCCCCAGGGGCCCCAACCCUAUUUUUCACCCCAGGGGGCGUCCUCCAGGUGGGUUCAGGAUGCCCAUGGGCCACCAGUCCAUGGAGGACUUUCCUCACGGACCCCCCAGACAUCCCAUCCAGCCUGGACCCCCCAGACAUCCCUUCCAACCUGGACCCCCCAGACACCCCUUCCAGCCCGGACCCCCCGGGGAAGAAGAAGGCAACUGGGAGGGCGGGAGACACUUCAGGGGCGAGAGGUCAGGGUUUGGGGAACGUGACAGGGACGGAGGGAGGUUUGGGGAGCGGGGGAGAGGGUUUCCUAGAGGAGGAGGAGGGGGAAAUGGUCGGCCCAUGGAUGGGCCUGAGGGGAGGGACUGCUUCAUGAACCGACGGGAUAGAUUUGAAUGGUGAUGAGGCAGGGCCAGGAAUGUUCAG
This is a messenger RNA of Oncorhynchus gorbuscha (pink salmon), 4341 nucleotides long. RefSeq names its product SR-related and CTD-associated factor 4-like. Gene Ontology annotation, biological process: negative regulation of termination of RNA polymerase II transcription, poly(A)-coupled. Gene Ontology annotation, cellular component: nucleus. The transcript is spliced from 14 exons. Bases 178 to 4317 code for a protein of 1379 amino acids. Gene Ontology annotation, molecular function: RNA binding; RNA polymerase II C-terminal domain phosphoserine binding. The record is from RefSeq and is a predicted model, not a curated record. NCBI's taxonomy places the organism in Eukaryota, Metazoa, Chordata, Actinopteri, Salmoniformes, Salmonidae.